CUCGGUCUUUGAGCUGAGACAUCUCCAACGACCCUACAAUUCGAUAGGCGAACCCCAAGUCUGCUAGUAGCCAUGCCGCGCAAGGACUAUCAGAAGGAUGUUGCUGCACUGCAAGGACUCAGAUACCAACUCGGGGGUGGUGGCUGCGUUAGAGACGUCGUCCCAGGUCAGGAGGAUGGGGAAGUGAACUUUAGCUUCCAGUACGACGAUAAGCACUGGCUCCAGAUAUGUAUUCAGUUUCAGGACUUGUUUCGAUACCCAACUGGCUCUUCUGGAUUCAUCUUUUUUGCGGAAGGGAAUGUGGACGGGAAAGCACGAGGCGCUACCGAAUCUGUACUCAACGUGAAGAUUGAUGGGAAACCAGUCCAUCAAGUCGUGCAGGAGCUAUCAUGGAGGCUUUGCCAAUUCUUCUGCCUUUCGCAAGAAUUCCUCGCCGUCCUGUCCUCGCCUACAGCAUCACAUGGCUCCGAGAGCGAUGACCAUAUGUCCAAUCACAGCGACAUGUCGAUGGAUACAGACGGCGACUCUGGGACUUAUGAUGUUCCUUUCACCUCCGGCAACAUUGACCCGCAUUUGCGCUCCCUACUUCUGCGGGAUGUGUUUCAGCUUCGUGCGUGCGGCUACACGCAAGUGGGGUACCUGACGUAUGACACUGAUUCAGGAUUCAUGUUGUACAUCUCUACAUCGGUCCGCUGCUUGUUGGACGCCGAGCUCUUGAACGAAGAUCAAUGCGCGGCAUGGUAUCUCGACGUGGACAAAUACGUCGUGAUCCUCAUGAAGUUUGAUUCAGCUUACGGGGAAGUAAUCAACCACGGGCAUUCUAAAGAGCAUGGUUAUGUCAAAGGGAUGCAAGGCGACCCAAACAUGGCGUUUCAUAGACAACCGCAAGCACAAUUCAGAUGCAUGCUGAGUUCUAAGCCCAUAGUGUCUGCUGCCGAAGCCUUUUUGUGCUUCCAAAGGUCCACGGCGAAUAGGACUGGAUCCCUAGAGAAAGAGUUCAGCGAUGGAGCCACCCAGACGACCGAGAUGCUCUCUCCGUUCUUGUUAUCGUGGACUCUGUGCGAUCUACUCGAGACCAAGUUCCUCCCGCUGCUGACUUACCGGUUGGAGCGAGGCUGUAGCUGGACGGAUGCCGAAGCCGUGAUCGAGGGCGUCGACGCAGGUGCUGCAGCCAAGGAUGCUGCUGCUAGCAUCCUCGACACCAUCGUUGACUCACUGACAAAAACCGCGAGCAGUCGGCAGAAUACGACUAAAAAGCGACCUGGAAAAGUUUGGUCCGAGCUCGAUGCAGUGUCAUGCCCAUACCAGGUCGCGUACCAAGAGGCUUGGGCACACCACCUCAAUCUUCCGCUGCUGGUUGUGCGGUAUGUACUGCGGCGGCUCUCCUUAGCUGCAAAAUACUGUCUCGUGUGCCACAAGCGCACUCUUUCAGAUUUCGAGCCUUUGAAGCCAUACGUGUGCUCCGCCGACCUUUGCACUCAUCAAUUUCUGCAGCUUGGGUUGGGACCAUCGAUUGAGUUGGAGGUGAUGCAUCACCCUGAUGUCGUUGAUCUGCUUGUAUCACUGGCUUAUACCGCCGCGCUAAGCUCGUCACUCACACCCUUUCCGCACGGAGUCGGCGUCGAGCAAGUGUCCCAACAUGACGGCGGCACUGCUCGAAUCGUCAGCAAAGUUGGUGGCUCCAUGACUGUGCAAUGUUACGGAAGGUGUACUACACUUCGAGAGAGCGAUGUGAUCCAGUUUCGCCAUCGGAAAAAUGACCAUAGCUUCAAACUCUUGGGAGUGCCCAGUCAUUCUCUGAUGUCGGGGGAUCUGACAUGCCGAUGUACUUUCACUGUUCAACGAGUGCCUCCUUCUCUCGAAGACAACACGGCACUCUCGAAUGUGUCACUGCCGUACACCUUUGUACGAAGUACGUGGAGUGGAUGGCAUACCAAUGCUGCUGUUGGAUCGGCCGACAUGUCUCUGUUCACUCAGACACUGGACUUGCUGCCCAAGAUUCGAAUGCUGCGGAAAGCGCUAAAGCGACAGCUUUCUCAAGCCAAUAGUCACGAUUCUGAUGCUGAAGAGUCGGACGUGGAUGAUGGAGGGGCUGAGGAUUCAGACGAGGAAAGCAAACUCCAACGCGCGCAGGCUUUGGAGGAGGCCAAGACACUGAAGAUGGCGCAAGAAAAGCAGAACUUGACCCUACUGCGGCGAUUGACGACACUGACUCUCCGACCGAUUUUGGAUCCGAUCAAUCCCCUGAUCUAUCCUCUCCUUCGGUGGAUCAUUUGUAGCAACCGAAGUUUCAUCAAAGAAUUGAAAGGCUCCACAGAGAAGAUUGCUGGAGUCGGUGUCGAAAAUGUGCAGUUCAAGAUGGUGAUGAGUACCCCCGAGAAGGAGGCGCGGUUCAUCCGAGAAAGAAAUCUGCAUGCCUCCAGCAAGAAUGUGAAAAGUCUAUGGGCCUUUCAUGGAAGCCCCCUUCAUAAUUGGCACAGCAUCUUGAGGACGGGCUUGAACACAGACAGAGUCGCACAUGGUCGGGCAUACGGAAACGGCAUCUAUCAUGCUCUUCAAUCAGUAACUGCAGCCGGGUAUGCAGCGCGCACUGGAGGUAGCUGGCCGCACUCAAGCUUGGGGGUGGUUCAAUGCAUGUCCUUGAACGAGAUCGUGAACUGCCCUUCGCAAUUCGUUUCGACAAACCCAUACUUAGUGGUGGGGAACAUCGACUGGGUUCAAACACGGUUUCUGAUGGCUCGGCAUACCUAUCGAAACUAUAACCAAACCGGGUCUUCUGGCGCCACCCCCGAAAUACCCACUGUCGCCUACCACGCGAUGGAUACAAGCCUGUUUCCAGUGGAUAUAACGAACACCUGUAUCAAAAUACCCAUACUGACCUAUGCACAUCGAGAGAGCGGCACUGUGGGCGACAUUCGAAUUGACGAUCCGGGAAUCCUCGCGUUAGAAAAUGAAGAAUCGGAGUCGCAAGCCAGAUGUAGAAAGCGGAAAGAAAACGCCUUGUCGAGUCCGGGCAAUGUCUCCAAUGAGGAAAAGAGUAUGGGUGGGCGGAUCUUCGACACCCUUUUCUCCUCUGGGAAGCGGUACAAAGACGAACGCAGCGCAAGCGACGUCGUUGCGUUUGAUGACGAUACGCUGUUUCCACCGCCUCACUACGCCACAUCGUCAGCGACGAAAGCAUUGUUCCACGAAUUGAAAAGUCUCAGGAACCUUCAGAAUUCUAUAUCCCGAGGAGAAAGAGGAUGGUAUCUCAAGGAUUCUGACAUAUCAAAUUUAUACCAAUGGAGAUUACGCAUGACAGACUUCGACGCCGAUCUGCCUUUAGCGAAAGACCUUCGAUCAAAGGGAUUGCAAGAUUCCGGCAUCGAGCUCGAAGUACGGUUUAGCGGAGACUUCCCUUUUGCACCGCCUUAUGUGCGGGUCAUACAGCCGAGAUUUUUGCAGUUCGCACAUGGUGGAGGUGGACAUGUCACUGCUGGCGGGUCUGUCUGCAUGGACCUAUUAACCUCGUCCGGCUGGCAGCCGACAUACAAUCUGGAGUCCGUCUUCCUUCAGAUCCGCAUGGCGCUCACUUCGCUUGACCCGGUUCCCGCCCGACUUGCACCGAAUUGGGACCAGCCAUACUCCGCCCGAGAAGCUAUCGAUGCCUUCGAACGCGUUGCCGGUGCGUAUGGUUGGGUCGUACCCAAGAACUGGAGAUCGAACUUUUCUUCUUGAGUGCAUCGGAACACGAAGGAGCGUUGCUUCAGAUUCGAUUCACAGGAGAAGUGAGAUGUGUGUUCAUACAUCGUAGCAAAUACCUUUUCAUAGGCAUAGCCGUAGGAUGGCAUUCGGCAUACAUAUUAGUGCCCGCAGAGAUGUACUUUAGUAGUGUGCGCAUAUGAUGCGGGCGUAUUUGAAUAUGACUUACUUGCAUAAGAAA
Molecule: messenger RNA, 3922 nt
Organism: Fimicolochytrium jonesii
Lineage: Eukaryota; Fungi; Chytridiomycota; Chytridiomycetes; Spizellomycetales; Powellomycetaceae
Exons: 17
Coding region: 73-3717 (1214 amino acids)
Molecular function (GO): NAD+ poly-ADP-ribosyltransferase activity
Source: RefSeq, a predicted model, not a curated record